Molecule: messenger RNA, 977 nt
Organism: Mercurialis annua (annual mercury)
Lineage: Eukaryota; Viridiplantae; Streptophyta; Magnoliopsida; Malpighiales; Euphorbiaceae
Product: kiwellin-1-like
Exons: 1
Coding region: 279-845 (188 amino acids)
Source: RefSeq, a predicted model, not a curated record
AUCAAUUAAUUAAUCUCAACUUUUAACUGUAUUUUGUCUUCAUCCUCCAUAUAAAAAACUUAACUACAUUAAAAUAAAGAAAAAGAAUUGCACAAAAUGUUCUUAUAUUAGUCAUUGGAUGAAAGAUUAUGUUUCUUUAAUUAAAAAGAUCUUUAUUUCAGAUUAAAUAAUUGCAAAUUUAAGAUCACCUCUCUAUAAAAACUCCUAGUCUUAUGAGUAUUCUCCACAGCAAAACCAUCAUAAAAACAAGUUAGUUAUACAGAACAAACAGAAAAAAAAUGGAAAACCAAGUUAUCUCCAACAUUCUUCUAAUAUCCUCUGUUCUCAUUCUUGUUUUCAGUUUUGCAGCCUCUCAAUCCUGCAGUCCUAGCGGCGCAAUUCGAGGUACAAAGCCUCCUCCGGGACAAUGCAAUCAAGAAAACGAUUCGGAUUGCUGUGUACAAGGCAAAAUGUACACUACAUUCAAGUGUUCACCUCCGGUGACCGGAAAUACUACAGCAACAAUGACAAUUAACAGCUUUGCAGCGGGCGGUGACGGCGGUGGGCCGUCGGAAUGUGAUAAUAAGUAUCAUUCAGAUGAUGAGCUGGUGGUAGCACUCUCUACAGGAUGGUUUAAUAACAUGAGUAGGUGUUUGAAAUAUGUUAAUAUCCAUGGGAAUGGAAAAAGUGUUAUGGCUAAAGUAGUUGAUGAAUGUGAUUCUACUAUGGGAUGUGAUUCUGAUCAUGAUUAUCAGCCGCCUUGUCCGAACAACAUUGUGGAUGCCUCGAAAGCUGUGUGGAGCGGCUUAGGAAUAUCCGAUCCCGAUGAUGUUGGAUCGUUGGAUAUAUCUUGGUCAGAUGCUUGAGUUCUUUAUAUAUACAUGUGUAGCUUCUUAUCCAAGUUAUUUCUUUCCUUUAUCAGGUUGUUAUGUAUGCUAUGUAAUCUAUCUGUACUUGGAACUUUUCUAUGUAAAAAUGCAGUGUAUUUUGUACCUUAA